AUGUCCGAGCAGCGCCAGGGCUGGGAACAAACGGGGGAAGCUCCACCCCCCAGCCCGAGCCCCACACACCCCGCGCUGCCCCCCGAGCCCCCCAGCCCGAGCCCCACACACCCCGCGCUGCCCCCCGAGCCCCCCAGCCCGAGCCCCACGCACCCCGCACUGCCCCCCCAGCCCGAGCCCCACACACCCCGCGCUGCCCCCCGAGUCCCCCAGCCCGAGCCCCACACACCCCGCGCUGCCCCCCGAGCCCCCCAGCCCGAGCCCCACACACCCCGCGCUGCCCCCCCAGCCCGAGCCCCACGCACCCCGCACUGCCCCCCGAGCCCCCCAGCCCGAGCCCCACGCACCCCGCACUGCCCCCCCAGCCCGAGCCCCACGCACCCCGCGCUGCCCCCCGAGUCCCCCAGCCCGAGCCCCACACACCCCGCGCUGCCCCCCGAGUCCCCCAGCCCGAGCCCCACACACCCCGCGCUGCCCCCCGAGCCCCCCAGCCCGAGCCCCACACACCCCGUGCUCCCCCCCAGCCCGAGCCCCACACACCCCGCGCUGCCCCCCGAGCCCCCCAGCCCGAGCCCCACACACCCCGUGCUGCCCCCCCAGCCCGAGCCCCACACACCCCGCGCUGCCCCCCCCAGCCCGAGCCCCACACACCCCGCGCUGCCCCCCGAG
Messenger RNA from Gopherus evgoodei (Goodes thornscrub tortoise), 669 nucleotides. RefSeq names its product vegetative cell wall protein gp1-like. Lineage: Eukaryota; Metazoa; Chordata; Testudines; Testudinidae. The record is from RefSeq and is a predicted model, not a curated record.